This is a messenger RNA of Clavispora lusitaniae ATCC 42720, 1101 nucleotides long. It is a transcript of the gene HST2, whose product is annotated as histone deacetylase. Gene Ontology annotation, cellular component: nucleus. The record is from RefSeq and is a predicted model, not a curated record. Gene Ontology annotation, molecular function: NAD+ binding; histone deacetylase activity, NAD-dependent. NCBI's taxonomy places the organism in Eukaryota, Fungi, Ascomycota, Pichiomycetes, Serinales, Metschnikowiaceae.
AUGGCUUUGCUGACUACUGGCAAUCGAACAGAAAAUACGUGCAGUCCUGCUUUGCUUCAAGUGAAGUCUACCAUUGCAAUGCUGCUUGAGAAACAGUUAGGACCAUUGGUCGAUGCUAUAAAGAGCAAAAAGAGAAAAGUCACUUUCUUCUGUGGGGCCGGGAUAUCUACCGCCUGUGGUAUACCCGAUUUCAGAAGCCCCAAAACGGGACUCUAUGCCAACUUACAACGGUUGAAUCUUCCAUACGCAGAGGCUGUCUUUGAUAUCGAUUACUUCAAAAAAGACCCAAAGGCUUUCUACACAUUAUGUCAAGAGUUAUAUCCGGGAAAGUUUGUACCUUCCAAAUUUCACUUUUUGAUGAAGCUAUUUCAAGAUAAGGGAUUAUUACACCGGGUGUACACCCAGAACAUAGAUACGCUUGAGCGGAUUGCUGGAGUCCACGGUGAUUUUAUUGUUGAGGCACAUGGGUCUUUUGCAGAAAAUCAUUGCAUCGACUGCAAGGAACCAAUGUCAACCGAAGAGUUGAAGAAACAUAUGAAUUCUGACGUCAACGAUGGCAUUCCUACUUGUGCAUCGUGUAAAGGGUAUAUCAAGCCUGACAUUGUCUUCUUUGGUGAAGGAUUGCCUGAAAGGUUCUUUCAAUUGUGGGAGGAAGAUGCGGAUGUGGUUGAUGUUGCUGUGGUAGCUGGAACUUCCCUCACAGUCUUUCCAUUUGCUCUGUUGCCCGCAGAAUGUGGGAAAAAUGCAUUAAGGGUUUUGAUUAACAAAGAGGUUGUAGGUGACUUCAAAGCCCGGAAACGGAAAUCUGACAUCAUUCUUCAGUAUGAUUGUGAUCAUAUUGCCACUGUACUUGCUGAUCUUUUAGGUUGGUCUGAGGAACUAGCAGCAUUGGUAGAUCUGGCAACUAAAGAGACUAUACUUGUUGAAGAAAAAAGCGAUGAAGCUGAAAGUACAAGGGUUAGUUCACAUGAAGAAAGCGAAUCCUCGAGUGAUUCAUCGAACGAAUCAUUCAAGGAUGCAAUUCUGUUCCCAGCAGAAGCUCAGUCAAUGGACAGCACAGACGAAUUGGAUGCGCAAAUGGGUAAACUAGGACUUGAGUAG